AUGCUGUCCACGGGUGCGGCGCCGAGCAAGGCAGUCGGCCUUUCGCGGACGGCCGUGAGGGGCCUCGCUACGGUUCAGGAUGGCGCCCCCAAGCGCUCCUACGGCGGCCUCAAGGACCAGGACCGCAUUUUCCAGAACCUCUACGGCCGAUACCCCGCCGAUCUGCAGAGCGCAAAGAAGAUGGGCGACUGGCACAAGACCAAGGAGAUCAUCCUCAAGGGCCAUGACUGGAUCAUUGGCGAGAUCAAGGCUUCGGGCUUGCGAGGACGAGGUGGCGCCGGCUUCCCCUCGGGCCUCAAAUGGUCUUUUAUGAACUUCAAGGACUGGGACAAGGACACCAAGCCGCGUUAUCUUGUCGUCAACGCCGACGAAGGCGAGCCCGGCACCUGCAAGGACCGAGAGAUCAUGCGCAAGGACCCGCACAAGCUCAUCGAGGGCUGCCUUGUCGCCGGCCGAGCCAUGAACGCCACGGCCGCCUACAUCUACAUCCGCGGCGAGUUUGUCCACGAAGCCGCCGUCCUCCAGGACGCAAUCAACGAGGCCCGCAAGGACGGGCUGAUAGGAAAGAACGCCUGCGGCUCUGGAUACGACUUCGACGUCUUCGUCCACCGCGGUGCCGGCGCCUACGUCUGCGGCGAAGAGACGUCUCUCAUCGAGUCGCUCGAGGGUAAACCCGGAAAGCCACGCCUCAAGCCUCCCUUCCCCGCCGCCGUCGGCCUGUUCGGAUGCCCCUCGACCGUCGCCAACGUAGAGACGGUGGCCGUGGCCCCGACCAUUUGCCGCCGCGGUGGAAGCUGGUUCGCGGGUUUCGGCCGCGAUCGGAACCAGGGCACCAAGCUGUUUUGCAUCUCUGGUCAUGUCAAUAACCCCUGCACCGUCGAGGAGGAAAUGUCCAUCUCCAUGCGCGAGCUCAUCGACAAGCACUGCGGUGGAGUGCGCGGCGGGUGGGACAACCUGCUGGCCGUCAUUCCCGGAGGCUCCUCGACCCCGAUUCUGCCCAAGCACAUCUGCGACGACCAGCUGAUGGACUUUGACGCCCUCAAGGACAGCCAGUCCGGUCUCGGAACCGCCGCCGUCAUCGUCAUGGACAAAAGCACCGACGUGGUCCGCGCCAUUGCCCGGCUGAGCCACUUUUAUCGCCAUGAGAGCUGCGGCCAAUGCACGCCCUGCCGAGAGGGCAGCAAAUGGACGGAGCAGAUCAUGUCGCGGUUCGAGAAGGGCCAAGGGCGAGAGCGGGAGAUCGACAUGCUGCAGGAACUGACAAAGCAGGUCGAAGGUCACACCAUCUGCGCCUUGGGAGAAGCGUUUGCCUGGCCCAUCCAGGGCCUCAUCCGCCACUUCCGGCCCGAGCUGGAGGCGAGGAUGCAGAGCUUCGCGAAGCAAUCGGGCGGCGCGGCGCUGGCCGGUGGCUGGGAUCACGGGGCCAGGGCCCAAGGGAAGCUGAUAUCUCCCGGGCAGUGA
Molecule: messenger RNA, 1461 nt
Organism: Hirsutella rhossiliensis
Lineage: Eukaryota; Fungi; Ascomycota; Sordariomycetes; Hypocreales; Ophiocordycipitaceae
Product: respiratory-chain NADH dehydrogenase 51 kd subunit domain-containing protein
Exons: 3
Coding region: 1-1461 (486 amino acids)
Molecular function (GO): FMN binding; NAD binding; 4 iron, 4 sulfur cluster binding
Source: RefSeq, a predicted model, not a curated record